AAACACAAUUGUCCUUUGAGAAAAAGAGAAUGGAAUAUCUGUUCCCUUGCUUGGGACAAGCUGAUACAACUUGCUAAUGGCUCCACCUUUGGAUCCCAUGGACUUGGCAGGCUCACAGGARCAAUAAAUCAGGCUGUACUGGGUGUCCUGCUGUAGUGGUGACUACGACCCCAGCAGGACCAAAGUUCUCCAUUUCAGCAUGAACCCCACGAGUYUGGCCAAGCAGCAGCGCAAGGAGGAGCAGCAGCAGCUGCAGGAGGAGUGUGAGAGGCUGCGGGAGCUCGUCAGGGUGCUCGAAGGAGGAGGCUCCAUCUCUGCCACUCGGGAAGGAGUUGGGAGCUUUCAGUCCCCACAAGAAGUUGCAGAGCUGAAGAAGCAAGUGGAAAGCGCAGAGCUGAAAAACCAGCGUCUGAAGGAAGUUUUCCAGACCAAGAUCCAGGAAUUCCGCAAGGUGUGCUACACAUUGACCGGGUACCAGAUCGACAUCACCACMGAGAACCAGUACCGCCUCAGCUCCAUCUACGCCGAGCACCAAGGGGACUGCCUGCUCUUCAAGGCCUCCAGCUCCUCCGGUGGGAAAAUGCAGCUCCUGGAGACGGARUUCUCCCGAACCAUCCGGGAGCUGAUCGAGCUGCACCUUCUGCGCCAGGACAGCAUCCCAGCCUUCCUCAGYGCCCUCACCCUGGACCUCUUCAGCCGCCAGACCAUCGCUUAGUGUCCCACUGCCAGCUCCACGCAGGGUUUGGCCCUCCUGGGCAGGACACUGGAGGUAGAGAGGAAAAGUUCUGGUGUUCACCAUCCUUAGUUUGUGGUGUUGGGUUGCUUCUGUUUUGCAGGGAAUUCCUUCUUCUUCCUUCUUUCAUGCUGAUUCACAAAUCUCACCAAUUCCUCUGAAAAGCAUCAUUUUCCUCCUGUGGGAAGGCAAGUCUAGCUCCAUCCUAGGGCUCUCCUGUGUCAAGACCCAAUCCCUGCCUUUGAGCUGGGCCUUGUGUUCAUCACUACCCAGAUUCUCAGCAUCUGCCUGGGAAUAUGGUGGGAACUGCUGGUUUGGGGUGCCCCAGCAUCACCAUUCACAGCUCUUCCCAAAAGGAUCCCCCAAAUCUGGGCUUCAGCAAACAGACAAACCUGCACGAGGCUGGGCUUCCUGCCCAUGGCUUUCCUCUUUUAAUGGGAUCCAAGGGCUUGUCCUCAAGGACAGGGACCCAGGGAAAGCCUCUUGCUCUUGCAAACAGCUCAUCACUCAAUAGCAAAGUUGCAAUUAUUUUUAAGAUAUCAGUGACCUGAGUCUGCCAUCACUCAGCAGACAAGCAUAAGCACAACUGGCCAUCAGAAACCCCCGUCCCCAUGCUCAGUCACUGCCAUGYUUUUGGUUCCUCACCGAGAUUUCAGGGCUCUUGGUUACCUCAGGACUGUAGAAAGUGGAAAGGAGCAGUUUGGGGUGUGUUCAAUGYUGGUGGCUUUAUCCUGCUGCCUGCCACCACUCUGUGGGUAUCUGUUUUGGAAUGUGUCCCUCCUCCUCCUCCUCCCCUCCUUGGGGACAUUUUGUGUUAUAAUGAUAUUGCUCUUCUGUCAUAAGAAUAAAGUGUCACUCCCCA
This is a messenger RNA of Malurus melanocephalus (red-backed fairy wren), 1595 nucleotides long. RefSeq names its product mitotic spindle assembly checkpoint protein MAD1-like. The coding region runs from base 200 to 715 and encodes 171 amino acids. The transcript has 4 exons. NCBI's taxonomy places the organism in Eukaryota, Metazoa, Chordata, Aves, Passeriformes, Maluridae. Gene Ontology annotation, biological process: mitotic spindle assembly checkpoint signaling; attachment of mitotic spindle microtubules to kinetochore. Gene Ontology annotation, cellular component: kinetochore; mitotic spindle; nuclear envelope. The record is from RefSeq and is a predicted model, not a curated record.